Messenger RNA from Elgaria multicarinata webbii, 2039 nucleotides. RefSeq names its product zinc finger protein 575 (gene ZNF575). The record is from RefSeq and is a predicted model, not a curated record. NCBI's taxonomy places the organism in Eukaryota, Metazoa, Chordata, Lepidosauria, Squamata, Anguidae. Gene Ontology annotation, molecular function: DNA-binding transcription repressor activity, RNA polymerase II-specific; RNA polymerase II cis-regulatory region sequence-specific DNA binding. Gene Ontology annotation, biological process: regulation of transcription by RNA polymerase II. Bases 33 to 917 code for a protein of 294 amino acids. The transcript has 3 exons. Gene Ontology annotation, cellular component: nucleoplasm.
GAGCGCACCGCCUGGCCCCCCGCGGGGACAGCAUGACCCGGCGCGAUCGGCUCAUGAAGGGGAGACCCCAGAGGCAGCCUGAGGCCGGGGGAGGCUCCCGGGCGGGUUACAUUCUCACUCGACCAACCCUUGUCCUCAUGCUGGAAAGAGGAGAACAGCCCUGCAUGAGCAACAGCAAGAACGGAGUGGCCAGCAACCCUCUGAGCGGCAACGUUGCGGACCCGCAAGCCUUGAAGGAGAACGCCAAGUCGCCUUCGCCCACCGCCCUGUCUUCCCCACCCGCCACGGAGUCCCCCAAGCCCGCCCGCCCCCGCCGUCCCCGGCCGCCGGCCGUGCUGCCCUCGGACCGCCCCUAUCAGUGCAAAGACUGUGGCAAGCGCUUCGUGUACCGCUCCAAGCUGGCCACGCACCAAUGGACCCACUGUGCCGAGCGCCCUUACAAAUGCCCCGACUGCCCCAAGAGCUUCAGCUACCCGUCCAAGCUGGCGGCCCACCGCCGCACGCACACCGGCGAGCGCCCGUACCCCUGCACCCUCUGCCCCAAGCGCUUCGGACACCGCUCCAAGCUGGCCGCCCACCAGUGGAUCCACACGCCGGAGCGCCCCUACAAGUGCGCCGACUGCCCCAAGAGUUUCUGCUACCCGUCCAAGUUGGCGGCCCACCGCCGCACGCACACCGGGCAGCGCCCGUACCCCUGCAAUCGCUGCGGAAAGAGCUUCUGCUACCCAUCCAAGCUGGCGGCCCAUCAGCAGAUCCAUGCGGCGGCCGCAGCAGGGCGCCCCUACCCGUGCAUGCACUGCAGCAAGAGCUUCCGGCAGCUCCGCAACCUCACACUCCACCAGCGGGUGCACGAAGAUGGGGAAGUGGGGGAUGACUUAUCUCAAAACAAGGGCCACAGCAAUGGAGAGAGGCCCUAGGGCACAUCAUUCAAGUCUGGACAAUGAGGGGUUGGGGGGGGGGGGGAGAAGCGCAAAUGGGUUAAUUUGGACACAUGGUGGAUGCGGUGGGAUCAUUGUAAAUAACUGAAGAGGGCGAGAUUUUGGGGUUAACCAUUGUGUUAAUGGUCUUGCUGCUGUUCCCCCUUCCCCACCCCACAGUGCCAAGUUGACCCCCUUCCUCCAGGCAAAAGUGUAUACCAUGCUGAAAAACAAUUUAAGAGAACCCCAGUCCUGCGUUGAGAAAUGGCAUAUUCUGCAACCUGAACAAAUGAUGCAAGCUGCAGCUUCUUCUUGUUGAUUAUGUUAACCUUCUGUCUUGCACCCAGAGUUGUGCCAGGCACCAUGGUCUAUGUCCCCUCCGUUCCAUACUGUGCUGAUUCAGCAGAAAACGAAAACAAUCCUCAAACAGCCGUUUCGCCAGAAGCUUGCAGAAAUUCACGGCAAAUGACCGCACGUGAACAAACGUUGCGCAGCGUCAUUGAGAGCAGAAGUUUGCCCUCGCUUUGCUUCUUGCUCAGUUGGCACACGUUUGCAUUGGAAUGUAGAGUUUCUAGCCCUUAUGAAGGCAAUGGCAAGCCUGAAAAUGUCUUUGUGAUGUCCGAGUGAACUUGGCCAGAGGGGUCACUCCCCACAAGUGUCAGCAGGAGAACUUUUGCAGACUUACGUGUCGUAUUCAGGCUGCCGUGAUCUUGCCCUCUUUGGCAUAGAACCUGAGCCAGCUCCUGUUGCAGGCCGAUUAGUCCCACAUAAAAACUGGUGGCUCAAUUCGGGCUCUGUGUGAGUCUCACUCUGAAAGGGCAUCUACAAUGUGCGUGGAAAGCUGUUUAGGGACAUGGCUUUCUCUUGCUGGACAGGGGCUAUCAGAUUUUUGUUUUUUACCACUUGGUAUACACAACUUGAUAGCCUGGGCCCAUGCUCCGACUGUGGCUGUUUCACCACAUGUGUUUCUCUCUCUCUCCUUCCUCCCUCCCGUUCCCCCUUCCAGGGUAAUUAUGUCCCUCUUAGUUGAAAUUCUGGAUUUUUAUGUCUGCACCUUGUGCUGUUCUCCCAUUUUCUAGUCUUCCUCCCUGGACUAAUUAUACACAUCCUCCUUUUUUGAAA